AUGGCUUCAGGUGCCAGCGGGAUCCCCAGUGCCACGCCACAAAAGCGUACGGCAGCACAGGAUGAGGUGGACAGAUCAUGCCAGAAGGUGCAGUUCCAGCAGAUAUUUGCAUCGCGCAAGGGCUCCCACUACAUACAGAUCCAGACUAAGGAGACUACUGAGCAUACCGGCACGCCAGACCAGAACAGAGCCAGCCAGGCCAUUGAUGAGCUGGAGCGAUUUUACCAGGAACAGCAACGGCAGACCAGCAAUGUCAUCCAGGCCGGGGAGCACGAUGAAGCCAACCCAUGGCUGCGGCGGACCAGAUGGCCGGUGUACUUGACCAACAUCGCACCCAAUGAUCUGGUCAACUGCGUCCAGCGGCCCGAGGAUGACACCACGUGCCCAGAUGAACUGGCCGCGAGGGCCAUCUGGGAGGCCAUGGGUCAGGUUGCCCGUACCAGCCAGCGAGUCAUCACACGGCUGGGCCACUUCGUCCGCAUCGAGGCCAUCCGCACAGAGCGACACCAGACCCGGCACACCCCGUUGCAGGCGUACAUGGACGAGGAGAGCAUCGCCGAGCACGUGAGGCCAUGGCAGCAGAUGUUGAUGUUAUUCGCCCGAACGCAGGUCGAGCAUGAAUGGACGAGCCCACAGUACCGGUUCACACCACGGCAGCGCAAGACAUGGAGGGUAUUAUGGCAGGUAGCCACCACAGAGGGAGCCGACCAGCGACACUCCAUCAGCCCAGACCCCAUGGAUGAGCAGAUGACUGAGGAAGAAGAAGAGGAGGAGGAGAAGGGACAGAGAGAUACGCAGUCAGAAGAAGAAGAUAAGUUCAAAUUAACCAAGAUCCAGAUGGCAUGUUUGGAUUUUUGCAUUGAGCUGCUGAACCAGCGGGUUCAGGUGGAGGAUUAUGAGUGCGCGCUGGUAGACGCGUUGGCGGUGCUGGGACGGGGGGAGUAUGGAUGGCGCGACGCGGAGAGCUACCCACCAAUAUUGUCAUGGAUCAUCAAGGUGGCACGGUUAUGCCACACGGUGCUCAACGACCAAGUCAACUUCCGGCCCCAGAUGCAACAGCUAGGCAAGCUGCUGCCGGUCAAGACACAAAUG
Histoplasma mississippiense is the source of this 1092-nucleotide messenger RNA. RefSeq lists its product with no specific name. The transcript is spliced from 2 exons. Lineage: Eukaryota; Fungi; Ascomycota; Eurotiomycetes; Onygenales; Ajellomycetaceae. The annotation marks the transcript as partial. The record is from RefSeq and is a predicted model, not a curated record.